AUGGAAGGGCAGUGGAGGCUAGAUCGGCUACCGCCAGAGAUCUUCUCGAUGAUCUUGCGCAAGCUCAAGCCACGUCAAAUAAAGCCUCUCAUGCAGACCAGCAAGACCAUUAACGCAAUGGCCAAGUCAAUGUUUUACAGGAGAAUGAUAUUCUCCAGAGAUAGACAUUUUAGACGGUUUCUGAGAGUCGCCAAAGGAGAUCCUAGAAUUCUUAACAUGAUCCAUCACUUGGACGUCAAAAACGUUGAUGCUCGAUAUUUCUGGCUGCUCCUCUGCCUUAACCUUCGAAACAUCGAGAGCGCCACUUUGAGUAAUGGAGAGACGAUGAUCUUUGGAGCCCGUGACGGACUCGCUGAUUUCCAAAACAUGGCCUCGCUUUUGACCGGACGUAUAACCCCUAAGCCUAGACUGAAGACUGUAUCUUAUGAUAUCCGGAGCCCAGACCCGCGUGUUUUGUCUCUGGAUGAGAUCAAACUAUUCCGCUACCCCAGCCUUACGUCCUUGCGCCUCCAUAACGUUAGACUAGAUCUUUAUGCCCCUGAUCUAGUUCAGCCUCUUCCAUUUGAGAAUCUAGAGUCCCUCCAUCUAGAAAUUUACAAUUAUACUGACAAGAUUCUGGAAAGACUCUUGCGAAAUGCAAAGAAACUCAAGCGCUUCGAGUUUCACCACCCUAUGAAUGAAUCAGACCGAAAUAUCCCGAACUUCCCACGACUUCUAAGAACAUGCCGAGAGACUAUCAAGGUCAUAGAACUCUACUGGGACUGUCGCCGCCCGGCCUUCGAGGACAAGCCCAUGAAAUUCGCCAACUUCACAUCUCUUCAAUAUAUCGCCGCCCCACCAAGAGUUCUGUUUGGAGCUUACCCCUACGAACGCGAUAUUGAGUGGUUGCCCAAGCUCAGGGAGCACCUACCGCCAAGCUUGAAGGUGAUGUUCUUGCAAGACAUUGAAAUCUAUGAAAAGACCCCGCUAUUGCCCUCAGGCCAACAACUUACCGAUGACUACGUCCCAUGGUGGUAUUUGAUGCCUGCCGAUUAUGACAUGGUUAAAACUCUGCUCGAUUAUGAGGCAUUGUUUCCAGCGCUUUCUAUUAUUGCGUGGACGUCACCAGUAGGCACAGAACCGCCGUGGCAACUCGAUGAGCCUGCCGUCAAAAUCGGUAUCGAACUUAAGUGCGCGAAAACCAGGAUACAGUUGGAACCAGACGAAGAGUGGCUUGAUGAGCUGGAAAGAAACCCAGCGACGGUGUACUCAGAUACUGCUUCAGAGUUUUCAGAGACUGGUUCAGAGGAGGCUACAGUGGAUAAGUCCUGA
Molecule: messenger RNA, 1311 nt
Organism: Fusarium proliferatum ET1
Lineage: Eukaryota; Fungi; Ascomycota; Sordariomycetes; Hypocreales; Nectriaceae
Exons: 2
Coding region: 1-1311 (436 amino acids)
Molecular function (GO): protein binding
Source: RefSeq, a predicted model, not a curated record